AUGAGUCUGGAACCCACGCAAACGGUCUCCGGCACGCCGCCGAUGUUGCAUCAAAGAACCCAUAAACAAGUAUACCCGUUGCGGAUGGAAACUAUCCCAAUAUUGGAAUCAGACUCCAAAGCUACUCUACAAAGUAGUGAGCCCACCCAGAAAGAUGAAGAAGAAACCGAGUAUUUUGAAAAUAAACAAUCCGUAUCGAAUCUGAGUCCCGAUUUGAAGUUCAAAAGACACAAGAAUAAACAUAUCCAGGGGUUCCCUACUCUGGGUGAAAGGCUCGAUAACUUGCAAGAUAUCAAAAAGGCCAAGAGGGUAGAAAAUUUCAAUUCCUCUGCACCAAUUGGUGACGACAAUCAUAUUGGGGAUGCGACAACGAAUGUUAAUGCAAGUGCGAUGCCCGCUCCGUAUAUGCCUUAUUACUAUUACUACCAUCCGAUGAAUGCUCCUACUCCUGCAAUGAUACCGUAUCCCGGAUCACCAAUGCAUUCUAUGAUGCCCAAUUCCUCAUUGCAGCCCUUUUAUUCACAGCCCACCGCUGCCGGUGGUCCCGAUAUGACCACUCCUCAGAAUUUAUCUUCAUCACAACAAUUGCUGCCAGCCCCGCAGUUGUUUCCGUACGGAUCAUUCCAUCAACAACAACUGCAACAACCACACUACAUUCAACGAACAAGAGAAAGGAAAAAAUCAAUCGGAAGUCAAAGAGGUAGAAGAUUGUCUAUGCUAGCAUCUCAGGCAAACGGUGGAAGCACUAUUAUAUCCCCACACAAGGAUAUUCCUGAAGAGGAUUUUUACACCGUAGUUGGAAAUGCGUCUUCCUUUGGUAAGAAUUUACAAAUACGACAGCUUUUCAAUUGGUGUUUGAUGAGAUCUCUGCAUAAACUGGAGUUGAAGACUAAAAGCCAAGAGGAAGAAAGAGAGCUUGAACAUCCGGCGAAAAAAUCCAAGCCUGAACCAACAAGGGCGGAAACUGAUUAUGUGGAUCCCAAACGUCUGGCUAUGGUCAUAAUAAAAGAGUUUGUCGAUGAUCUCAAAAGAGAUCAUAUUGCGAUAGAUUGGGAGGAUGAGGAAAAAUAUGAAAAUGGAGAUGAGGAGAAGACGCUGGAUAAUACCGAAAAUUACGAUGAUACGGAACUGCGACAACUGUUCCAAGAAAAUGACGACGACGACGACGACGACGAAGUGGACUACUCGGAGAUACAAAGGUCCAGCCGUAAAUUCAGUGAAAGGAGAAAGGCGGUGCCGAAAGAACCAAAAAAACUACUGCCUAAUGGCAAGAACGUGGAAAACACUAAGAAUCUUAGCAUUUUAACGAAUAAGGUGAACGCGAUCAAAAAUGAAGUCAAAGAAUGGGCAAUCACUUUAGAUACUUCAAGACCAGAUCUUGAAUGGCAAGAAUUGACAUCGUUGUCAUCACAACCGCUUGAACCAUUGUCGGAUACAGAAGAGCCAGACCAUGUGAUUGCAGAUGUUGAGGCAAAAUUAGAAACAAAAGUCGAUGAGUUAAGGUACCAGUCGCAUAUAUUGAACUCACACUCAUUAGCUUUGAACGAAAUAACGAACUCGAAACUGAAUAAAUUGAACAUAGAAACAAUGAGGAAGAUCUCUAACGAAACGGACGAUGUCCAUUCACAAGUCAUUAAACCUCAACAACUAUUGAAGGGGUUAAGUUUAUCUUUUAGUAAAAAACUGGAUUUAUGA
This is a messenger RNA of Saccharomyces paradoxus, 1695 nucleotides long. RefSeq names its product MIND complex subunit DSN1 (gene DSN1). The coding region runs from base 1 to 1695 and encodes 564 amino acids. The transcript has a single exon. Gene Ontology annotation, biological process: cell division; mitotic sister chromatid segregation. The record is from RefSeq and is a predicted model, not a curated record. Gene Ontology annotation, cellular component: MIS12/MIND type complex. Lineage: Eukaryota; Fungi; Ascomycota; Saccharomycetes; Saccharomycetales; Saccharomycetaceae.